This is a messenger RNA of Larimichthys crocea (large yellow croaker), 1884 nucleotides long. RefSeq names its product galectin-8-like. The transcript has 9 exons. The coding region runs from base 134 to 1066 and encodes 310 amino acids. Lineage: Eukaryota; Metazoa; Chordata; Actinopteri; Sciaenidae. Gene Ontology annotation, molecular function: carbohydrate binding. Gene Ontology annotation, cellular component: cytoplasm. The record is from RefSeq and is a predicted model, not a curated record.
AACAUCAAACAAACCGGAUGUGCGCGCGGACAGUUUGCCGCCUUCUGUCUCAUCCUCGAGACGUCUCCUCGCGGAAGUGAAGCGGUUCAAAGUCGCUCAGCUGUUUGUCGGUAACAUCGGUAACAUCGGUAACAUGUCUCCACCGGAGCCGCGACAGACCUUCAGGAGCCCGAUGAUCCCGUUCUCCGGGACGAUCCAGGGCGGGUUGCUGCCGGGGGAGAUGGUUCUGAUUAAAGGCUCGGUGCCAUCGGACUCGGACAGGUUCCAGGUGGACUUCACGUGCGGCAGCAGCGUGAAGCCGAGAGCCGACGUGGCGUUUCACUUCAACCCGAGGUUCAAACGCUCGCCGUGCGUCGUCUGCAACACGCUGCGGGACGAGCGCUGGGGCCGCGAGGAGAUCCUGUACCAGCUGCCGCUCGCUGCCGGAGCGCCGUUUGAGAUCAUCGUCCUCGUCCUGGAAGACAAGUUUAAGGUGGCAGUGAACGGAGCUCACCUGUUGGAGUACAAACACCGAGUGGAGCUCGAGCGAGUCGACACGCUGUCCAUAUCCGGAAAAGUCCAAGUGGAAGCUAUCGGAGUGCUGCCGAGAGCCACUUCAGUCUCUCCUGCAGCCAGUCUGAACAGUCUGCAGUCAGAGAUCAAACCAAUAACAGGUGAGCAGAGCGUUCCCUUCAGAGGUGAGCUGGUUAAAGGUCUGAGUGUCGGACGCAGUAUCGCUGUUAAAGUGGAAACUACUGAGCAGGCACAAAGCUUCUGUGUGAAUCUUCGAGUUUCCGGCAGCAGCGACAUCGCUCUUCAUCUGAACCCUCGUCUGAAAAAAGGCGUCUUCGUCAGGAACUCCUUCCUGUCCGAGUGUUGGGGCCCCGAGGAGAGGAAGUUGUCCUCGUUCCCGUUCAGGGGAGGACAGUACUACGAGAUCAUCGUCCUCUGCGACCCUCAGCACUUCAAAGUCGCUGUUAAUGGGAUUCACCAGCUGGACUACAAGUACCGGGUCCAGGACCUGAGCCGGAUCACACAGGUGGAGGUGCUGGGAGAUGUCACGCUGGUGAACGUGGAGAUCCUCUGAACUCUGAGACUUCACUAACAUGUAAUGAAGGAUGAGCACGCCAUGAAAACCAAUCUUUACUAACUCUGCAUGAAACAGAGUGCAUGAUGGGUGUGUUUACUCAUUUACAUAUUUGAACAAACCUCGUUCAAACAUCGCAGAAACACGUUGAUGCAACAUUAAACUAACGAUCGAAGAACGUUUCUGUGCAUCAAAAAUCUGAAAAAAAUCGUCUCACAGACUGACUCCAGCAAUCCACCCCAAAGUAAUAUAUUACUUUUAAAGUAAUCUAGUUAUUCCAAUCUUUUUUUCACUUUUUUUUUUUUUUUGAUUUUUGGAGUCAGAACCGGGGCGGUCCACUCGACCAGCUGAAGCUCCAGGAUGCUAACAUUGAUUUCCUGAUCCACCUUGUUGAUUGUGAGCUGCUGUGGAUCAAUAAAGUUGAUCUGAAUUGUUUCUUUGUUUGAUUCUUUUCCCAUCAUCAUCAUCAGAAUCAUUUCCAUACUGUUUAAACAUUGAUCAAUUCAAUUUGCUUGUUACCUGUUGAAGAAGCCAAUGUUACAUUUUUUCAUUUAAUUAUUUUCGAAAGUAAUCUGAGUAAAUUCAAAAAGUGUUUCCACUGAACUCUGAGGAAAACUUUUUAUUUAAAGUUCCUGUGUGACGUCACCGUGAAGAAACAGACGACGACGAUGGUGAUGAACGUGAUGACACCGGUGGUGACAAUGACGACGUGAAGUGAAAAGUAAUAGUUUACUUUUUAAAGUAAUAGAUUACUUUAAAAAAUAUUUCGAAAAAAGUGAAAAAAUAAAUGAAAAAUGAAAUAAAAUCUUUUCCACUGA